AUGGACAGGUUGCAUGACCACUACCAGGCAUACUCAUGGCAUCAGUCUCACGAUCAGGCGACUGUAUUGCUAUUAGUGCCGUACGAGACACUGGAGGACGACGUGUUGGUCAUGAUUGAGCGGAAUCACCUGGUGGCGGGAGUGCGUGGACAGCCACCGAUUGUUAAGGGUCGUCUGUAUGGCAAUGUGGACACGGCGAAUUCCAUGUGGCAACUCGAGCCUCGUGCAUCUCGCUCUCGCUCAGGACUCCCGAUACGCGACCGCACAACAUCAACAACAUCAACUGCAUCCACGCAGUCUUCGUAUGCUGUCCUAUCUGAUCCCGAGAUUUCUAGUAGCUUUGCUGCCUCACUUGACGGUGGCUUCCCAUCCGACGUUGAAGAGCCGAGCCUUUCAUCCCCUGCGCUUUCAUCGCCAAUCUCGUCCUCCGUAGAUGAGCAAGCGAGCUACACGUUCAUGAGCCACCCGCAGCGGUCACAUAUCAUCGAGUCGCUCCCGUCAUCCCCGCCACUCAUCCUGCCUCCAUUUAGCGUCGCCUCAUCGUACUCCUCUGUCGACUCGUUACGUGCUGCCUCGGGGCGCUUGCUCACUUUGCAUCUUGAGAAGGCAGAAUCCGUCAUGUGGCCCUCUUUGGUUGUCGGGCCUGUGCCUGAGAGCCUCUCACCGUCUCCGCUGAGUGUCUACCCGUGGGCAUCUUCGUCCGCAUUGACAAUCGAGAACAUCUAUAACAUGGAUCCAACGAGCCUUGUCCUGAUGGCACUAGACCUGUAUCACAUCAGGGAGGCGUUCCAGGACGCGUUCGAAUACUUCGUGAGGGCAUGGCAUCAGGCGCACGUGCCCUUGGCUACCAUCCGCCUGGCGACGCAUUAUCUCCCAAUGCACUCCGCCAUUCCAAUACCCGAGCCUUUGCCUGCGCCUAUCUCUGAAGACGGUUCUGAACCGCCGACAGAGCCGAGCACACCCACACCUCUUGCUCCCGACCCAAUUCCUGGCACAUUAGCGUAUUACGUCAAUCGCAUAGGCGGCACACAAGGACUCGCCCAAUUGUACCUUUCCGCAGGCGUGUUGCACCUCGAGGGAGCUGCCACGCAAUUGCUGUCCUCGACAUACAUGGGCCUGUCAUCUCUUCGCGCACCCUUAGUCGUUAGCGGAACUAGCGGCCAUGGACAUGGCAGCCCCGGCCACAGCAUAGGUAGUACAGAAGCCUGGAGACAUGACAGGGAGUGCGCGAGGCAGUACUUCGAGCGCGCACGCGCCCUGGUGCCUGUCCUAGAUGUGCCCCUGCUCCCACCUGAGAACGACUCGGACCCGGGUUCCGGAGCGGAAAAUGGCGAUCGUAAGAGCGUAGGUUCAAACCGCGGCUCAAUCCCGGUAUCACAGCGCAGAAGGGCGAAGCAUUCUUCCGCUUCGAAAGUUUCUUCUAUAGAGCUGGGCUGGCCGCCUGAGCAGUCUCGUCGGAGGCGAAAGAAGGAGUCCGGCGACUUGUCUAGCUCGUUCAUGGAGAACUACCGGUCAGACGCAGACGAUGACGAUCGGACAUGGUAUCUGUAUCUACCUGGGCUGGUUGGUGCCGGCACUGCAUUGUUGGUUGUUGGUUUUCUGUCUUUUUCAUCUUGGAGAAGAACACAGGGAAAUUAA
Messenger RNA from Laetiporus sulphureus 93-53, 1638 nucleotides. RefSeq lists its product as uncharacterized. The record is from RefSeq and is a predicted model, not a curated record. Gene Ontology annotation, biological process: protein folding. The coding region runs from base 1 to 1638 and encodes 545 amino acids. The transcript is spliced from 6 exons. Lineage: Eukaryota; Fungi; Basidiomycota; Agaricomycetes; Polyporales; Laetiporaceae. Gene Ontology annotation, cellular component: cytoplasm.